AUGGCGGAUAAUGAUGAAAGCUUCGAAUUGGUAACACUGAGGUUGGCCGGGCAAGAGACGUGGCGUGACGAGCUGGUGGUGGCGCGGUGGCGUCGGGGGCUCGGCUUACACCCGCCAUCUGCGGACCUCUAUCCCAGCAGGUUGGCAGACCUACAUGGGCGUCGGAUGAUACUUGCAGUACUCGACUAUCCGCCAUAUGUCAUACUCAACAGCGACGCUAAUGUAUUCGAUGGUGUUGAGACACGCAUCAUUUUAGAGCUCGUGAAAAAGGUGAAUGCAACGUGGAGCGUGCUUGAAGAUACAACGUAUAAGUGGGGCACAGUAUGGGAGAACGGCUCUGGAAACGGUAUGCUGGGCGCCGUGGCGGUGGACGAGGCGGACCUGGCGUUCGCUGCGGUCUACCCCUGGUACCCCGAGUACCUGUUCUUGGAGUACUCGCGGCCCUAUAUCAGGGCCGGCAUCGCGUGCCUGGCUCCGCGGCCGCUGCUGUUACCUGGCUGGCAGGUCCCCAUACUGCCCUUCUCACCUCCCCUGUGGGCGGCCGUCGGUUGCUCCGUGGUUUUCGCCACGGCUGCACUGUACGCUGUGAAGAAACUAUCGGAUCGGGUUCUUGGUACAGGCGAUGGGCCGGCAGGUGGGCGGUACUCGACGGUGGAGGACUGCUUCUUCCGUUCUUUGGGCCUGCUGGUGCUACAGACACCGGACGUGGAGCGGCGCCACACACGUGUCGUGGGCCCCACGCGCCACGUGCUGUCCUGGCUGCUGAUCGCCUACCUGCUCGUCACCGCCAGCUACGGCAGCGGACUCUCCUCCGUGCUCACCAUACCCAGAUAUGAGCCUCCCAUAGACACCGUGGUUGACUUGCAUGACAGUGGGCUGCAGUGGGCACAAAUCGACAGUGCGUUCCUCAACUCGCUCAGAGGACUUACAGAUCAAGUCUACCUGGACCUGAUAGAGCGUUUCCGGGUGCUCACACCAGACGUCCUGCGUUCUCGAGUCACCACACGAGACUUGGCGUUUAUCGUCGAGAGACUUCCUGGAGGGUACUUUUCCAUUGGUGACUAUAUCGACGAGGAAGCGCUGAGCAAAUGGUUGCGACCGAUGCGCGAGGACAUCUACUGGGAGCAUGUGGUGUUUGCGGUCCGCAAAUGCUGGCCUUACCUUGAGCAGCUCAACGACAUCAUCGACAGACUCUUCGAGGCUGGGAUUAUAAGCGCAUGGGAGGGACAGGUAUCUCGCAAGUGGCUGGUCCCGCGAGUGCAGCUGGCAGCCCAAGUAGGGUUGCGCUCGUACGCGCAGGCGCCUGAUGGACCAAUCAAGCUGCAGCUGACCCACGUGCAGGGAGAGUUCGCUCAGCUCAUCCUCGGCCUCUGCCUGUCGCUGGUCGUCUUCCUGCUGGAGAUCGUCUUCCACUGGAAGACCAAUGGUGCCACAGGGUUCCAGUUUAACUCCACGAUUAAGGUGUCACUGAAGAUGAAUCGUCGAGAGGGUUCUCUGAAGGAAUAG
This is a messenger RNA of Schistocerca nitens (vagrant locust), 1506 nucleotides long. Its product is annotated as glutamate receptor ionotropic, kainate 2-like. Bases 1 to 1506 code for a protein of 501 amino acids. Lineage: Eukaryota; Metazoa; Arthropoda; Insecta; Orthoptera; Acrididae. The transcript has 7 exons. Gene Ontology annotation, cellular component: membrane. The record is from RefSeq and is a predicted model, not a curated record. Gene Ontology annotation, molecular function: glutamate-gated receptor activity.